Molecule: messenger RNA, 1977 nt
Organism: Hydractinia symbiolongicarpus
Lineage: Eukaryota; Metazoa; Cnidaria; Hydrozoa; Anthoathecata; Hydractiniidae
Exons: 10
Coding region: 139-1557 (472 amino acids)
Source: RefSeq, a predicted model, not a curated record
UAAAAAUUGUAGAUGACAACUUCGAAAUCGUGCAAACAGAAAGAUUCCCAAAAAUAAAGUGUUUCAGUUGUUCCAGUUGUGGCAGUAAAAACCUGGUAAAAAGAUGCCGUAAAGAUAUGUGUGCAGUGAUCACUAUGCAUGGAAGGUUUGAUUUAUUCAAGUUUUCACAAUUCUGUGAAGAUUGCCGAAAUAUCAUGGAUCCAUUUGAUAUUGAGUACCUUCUCAAAUGUGGUUACUGGCCUGGAACACCUCUGUCAUCACCAAACUAUAUCAUUGAUGAGAAUGUAUUCAUUGUCUGGGAUGCUUUUCGAAAACGCAUGCCAGGCAGUUCUGAAAAAUCUUUCCUCAUGUGCUUAUCUGAUCUAUCAGAAGAAAAUGGUCGGAAGAAAAAGGCCAACGUUCUAUGUGAAUGGAUUGUUCUCAUCUAAUGACAAAGUUGAGAAGUACAUAAGAAAAAUAUAUGGCGAAAAAAGAGGCACAAAUAAGAUUGAAACUGAUUAUCAUUGUGGUGGUGUUUGGAAUGCAGCAAAAAAUGCAAAAAAGAAAACAAACUCUCUUGACGAAACAGGUAUUGAACUGGCUUCGUGUCGUCACAGAAUUGCGCAAAAAGCUUUGAACAUGUUUCAAGGAGAACUUUUUGGUUACCCGCUGUAUUUAAUGAAAACAUUUAUGGCUGAAAAAAAUGUAAAGUUCUGUUUUGCUGAUGUAAUGUGCAAGUUAUGGAAAUUUGUGAAACAACAUGAGCCAUCUCUUCCGUCUUUGUUAAGACCAGCUUUAUCAGUUAUGCAUGCGAAGGGUCAUGCCCUAAACUGCCAGAUAUUGUGGAGUGGUGAAUGGUUAGAAGGCACCGGAAAGUCGACUGGAGAAGAAACUGAACAAGUGUUUGGUUAUCUGUCAAGAUGUGGAAAUACGACUAAGCACCAGACUCCUGAGAAUCGUGAAGAAACAAUAACUGAAAUGGCAAUGUUCUGGAAUAAACGAAAGAUAUUAAAUAUUAUCAAAGAACUUAGUAGGAGGUUUUUAAAGUGCAAACAUGACAUAGUCAAGGCCGACGAUGCUCUUACAAAAGUAAAACAAGACACUGGAUUACAUGAAAUGGAAAAAGAAGUGGAUAAAUGGAUCAAUGACAUGAAAGUAUCAGCUUCUGGGUUCUUAUCAAAUGCAGUUAACAGAAAACUAACCUCCAACGAAAAGUUUGUUUUGUUGCUAGAUGAUAUGCAACAUUUGCCCUGUGCUGCUCCAUUUCUUGUACUUCUUGAUGGUUUGCAUUUUCCGAAGACCAUAAAAAAAGGAUAUUAUUAUCGAUUCCUUGAGUUUGGGCUGGAAGAAAAGCAACAUGAACUUCAAAGGCUUCUGAAUAUACCAGCUUGUAUAGAAUCCAUUCUGGAAUCGUAUUCACUGCUUAAAAAUGAUAUAUGGAAACCGAUAUAUCAAACAGAAAUUGAUAAAGCUUUCAUGGUAAAAGUGUCUUGGGAAUGCAGAUCAAAAAAAUUGCAGACACAAGUAAAAGACGUCAUGUUGUUAGAGCGAAGUUUGGCGUUGCUGAUAAGACAUUGAAGGAAUUAAUCGUUGAUUACUGCCGUGUUUAUUCAAUAGAGAACGUUGAAGAGGUAUUUAGAUGUUGUGAGACUGGAGAAUUUCCUUGGAUUGGUAUCUCAUCCAGAGGCGAACCUUCAGGUAUUAUCUAUUAAACUCAAAAGUUUAAGUCAAUUGACUUUUGGCUAACAAUGCCAUUAUAGCUGGCCUAAUCGUACAUUUUCACUUUAUUUAUUCAGCUGUUGAUCGCCAACUGUGUACUGAACUGACACAAAAAAAACGUCGUCUUGUGGAAGAACGUGAAUUACUUACACACGGAGUAUGUCGUACAGAAUACAAACAAAAGGCUCGUACUACUGUUGAUUUGAGCGAAAUUAUGCAAGUAUUAGUUAAGUUUGUAUCACGCCGUCACGGUUUUAAUUUAAUCCAUACACACGGAGA